Coregonus clupeaformis (lake whitefish) is the source of this 694-nucleotide messenger RNA. It is a transcript of the gene snapc5, whose product is annotated as small nuclear RNA activating complex, polypeptide 5. NCBI's taxonomy places the organism in Eukaryota, Metazoa, Chordata, Actinopteri, Salmoniformes, Salmonidae. The coding region runs from base 350 to 694 and encodes 114 amino acids. The transcript has 4 exons. The record is from RefSeq and is a predicted model, not a curated record. Gene Ontology annotation, cellular component: nucleus. Gene Ontology annotation, biological process: transcription by RNA polymerase II; transcription initiation at RNA polymerase III promoter.
GUAUCCGCACACCGCUUCGAAGUUGGUCGCUUACCGAUUUAGACACGUGCCUCGCAGCUCCGGAAUCAAAAAGUAACAUCCACCACCACAGACUGAUUUGGCGAAGGGUUGGCUGAUCGAAGGGUUGGCUGAUCGAAGGGUUGGCUGAUCGAAGGGUUGGCUGAUCGAAGGGUUGGCUGAUCUAAGGGUUGGCUGAUCUAACGUUACUGCGACUAGAUGCAGCACAUCCCUCAUCAAUAUAAACCCUAACAGCUAAUGGUAUCUUCUAUACUCAACCAGCUUUUACCAGCCAUGAAGGUCAUGAUCAUGACAGAAUUAUCUAGGAAUGGUCUAAACCCAACCUGGCACCAUGUUGAGUCGUCUACAGGAGCUGAAGAAGGAAGAAGAGACUCUGCUGAAGAUUAAAGUGAUGCUGCAGGACCAACUCAACAGACUCAAGUUUGAAGAAGGGGCCCUGAAGUCGAUCAUCAACGCUCAGACAGACGAAGGUCCUUCACAACCUGCCAGUCCUCCUGAGGUUCCUCUGAACUUGGAUGAUGAAGCGGUGAUCAACCAGACCACGCUGCUGCUGAGUGGUCCUGUAGACUACGCCAUGGAGGAAGAGGAAGAGGAGGAGGAGGAGGAAGAGGAGGAGGAUGAUGAUGAGCUUGCAGUAGUGCCUGAGGAAGACGAGGAGGAGGAGGAUUAUUACUGA